Aegilops tauschii subsp. strangulata is the source of this 840-nucleotide messenger RNA. The record is from RefSeq and is a predicted model, not a curated record. Lineage: Eukaryota; Viridiplantae; Streptophyta; Magnoliopsida; Poales; Poaceae.
AUGUUUGAAGAAAGAAGCAGCAACGAUCUGCUGGAAAUAUUGAAAAGUGUGCAAGUUAUGGUUGGGCAGAAUGGAAACCAGAAUAGCCAUCAUUCCAAGCUGUCAGAUUUUCAGCGAACCAAGCCUCCCAGCUUCAUCCAAGCUAUUGAUCCAUUGGACGCCGACGACUGGCUAAGGACUAUUGAGAGGAAACUGGAGAUUGCUCGCACUGAAGAGGGAGACAAAGUUCCCUUUGCAAUGCAUUAUCUCGAAGGAGCGGCCGCAAUAUGGUGGGAUAAUGCUAAGGCAAUAUGGCCCGCGGACGAGGAAAUUACUUGGAAAAAAUUCAAGGACCAUUUCCGCAAGUAUCAUAUUCCCAUCGGGAUUAUGAAAAUCAAGCAGCGCGAAUUCCUCGCCCUCACUCAAGGCAGCAUGACAGUCAACGAGUAUCUGAAUAAAUUCAACCAUUUGGCUUGCUAUUCUCUCCAUGAUGUGGCCACAGAAGAAUGGAAGAUCGACAGGUUUCUUGGAGGACUGAAUCAGCAUCUCAGGUGCACUCUCAGCAUGUUUGAUUUUCCGGACUUCCUAACUCUGGUGAACAAGGCCCUCAUUGCAGAAAGGGAACACAAGCUCCUCCAUGACAACAAGCCAGCUGUUAACGACCACAAGCGACACUACGCCAGGCAGUGUCCCAAGAACAACAAACAAGUAGCUCCAUUCCAUCUGCAAGUCAACUACAUGGAGCCGUAUUCCGCCCCAGAUAUGAUCCAGGGGCAAAUUCAUCAUAUCUCCGCAGACGAAGCCCAAGAGGACCCGGAAGUCGUCAUGGUAUAUUUCUUGUUAAUGACAUACCCGCCGUAA